Molecule: messenger RNA, 2361 nt
Organism: Megalobrama amblycephala (Wuchang bream)
Lineage: Eukaryota; Metazoa; Chordata; Actinopteri; Cypriniformes; Xenocyprididae
Gene: nxf1a
Product: nuclear RNA export factor 1a
Exons: 22
Coding region: 89-2017 (642 amino acids)
Biological process (GO): poly(A)+ mRNA export from nucleus
Cellular component (GO): cytoplasm; nucleus
Molecular function (GO): RNA binding; protein binding
Source: RefSeq, a predicted model, not a curated record
AAGCAAGAUGAAGCACAUUUCCACACAGGGUCCACGUGAGAGCAGUGCACGCGGUCGCGCGCAAUUAUUAUACGAAGGUUGAUUCACGAUGACUCAGUGUCGGAAGUGGUACCCCAACCUGUCUGUCAUGGUAACACGGGUUUGCUCCACUUCCUCAGACUCGAGUGGCUCUGCUGUGAUGAGAGAGGUGUGGAGCACUGACAGCUCAUUUACAGAUCCUGACGGCCGCUGGCUGGGGGUCCAUCAAAGUUGGGGGUCCGUCAAGGCUAGACUACACAAUGAUCCAGUUCACUUGCAGCAUCGUGGUGGAGCCCCAGGGCCGUCUUGUCCGGUACCCCGCAGCAGGUUUCAGGACAACAGUGUUGACGUGUCUGUGAUGGGUAGUCAGUAUGGGCUGUCCAAACAGAGAUUUAUUCCAUAUGGACGUCCCAGUUGGAGAGGAGAGAAGCGGACAGAAAGGAUCGGAAAUGCACACAAAUUUGGAGCAGAAGAUAAAGGGGGAGGAGAAAAAAAAUGGUUCAAAAUGACAAUCCCAAAUGGAAAUAAGUACGAUAAGAGAUGGCUGCUAACGUCUCUACAGAAUCUCUGUCCCAUUGCAUUUACUCCACUACACUACUCCACAGAGGGACAUAAAGUUAAUUUCUAUCUGGAGGAUGCUGCCACUGCCAGCGCCCUGUGCAAACUCACACGCAGAGUCACAGACAGUGAAGGGCACAGGGUGGUUGUGCUUAUGAGCCAUUGUUCCAGCCCACCUUUCCUCCAAAGUGAGCUGAAACCACAAGAUCUGGAGCAUUUAAAGCAUUGCAUGUCCAAACGCUUCAAUAGUUCCCAGAAAUCUCUCAACCUGAGCAGCAUCCGCACUGAUCCAGACUUGGUUUCUCAUAAUAUUGAGAUGAUCUUAAACCGAAAAAGCUACAUGCAAGCUGUGAUCACAGUCAUACAGGAGAAUAUCUCAGAGUUGUUGUGCUUGAACCUGAGCAACAACAAGCUGUACAAGUUGGAUGACAUUGCAGAACUGGUGAACAAAGCCCCCAACCUGCAGUCACUGAAUCUGUCUCAUAAUGAGCUGAAGUCAGAGCGAGAGCUGGAUACGGUGAAGGGGUUCAGGCUGGUGGAGCUGUGGUUGGACAGGAACCCUCUGUGUGAUCACUUCAAAGAUCACACCUCAUACAUCAGUGCUGUUCGGGAGCGAUUUCCUAGGCUUCACAGACUGGACGGUCAUGUGCUUCCACUUCCAAUCUGCUUUGAGGUGGAAACACGCACAAACAUCCCUCUUUGCAAGGGCAGCUACUUUGUCUCGAAUGAAAUCCAGGGUCUCAUUCAGCGUUUUCUGCAGCAUUAUUACUGUGUAUAUGACUCUGGGGACAGACAGCCGCUGCUGGAGGCGUAUCACGAUGGUGCCUGCUUUUCUCUCAGUCUGCCACCCAUAAACAAUCCCUCCAGGUGCAGGUUGAAAGAUUAUCAUAAACACAGCCGCAAUAUCAAGAACAUCAAAGAUCCCUCCACUCGGUUCCGCUUGCUAAAACGCACUCGCCUAACUGUGGUCGCCUUCCUCAGUGAGCUCCCAAAGACCCAGCAUGACAUCAAUUCAGUCAAUGUUGAUGUCAACACAUGCACAAGGACUUUAUUAGUGUUCACAGUGAGUGGAGUGUUCAAAGAGGUUGAUGACAAAUCAAGAGAUUCUGUCAGGGCGUUCUCUAGAGUCUUCAUCACAGUUCCAGCUCGGAAUUCUGGCCUGUGUAUCGUGAACGACGAGCUCUUUGUGAGGAAUGCCACCGCUGAGGAGAUGCGCUGUGCAUUUGCAGCACCAGCUCCAACCCUCUCGAGUAGCCCAAUGCCCAUCCUCUCUGCAGCCCAGCAGGAAAUGCUCUCCGCCUUCUCUCAGAUGUCUGAAAUGAACCUGGCAUGGUCUCAAAAGUGUCUGCAGGAUAAUGCAUGGGAUUUCCAUCAAGCUGCUCAGAUUUUCACAGAACUGAAGGCUCAAGGAAAGAUCCCAGAAGCUGCUUUCAUAAAAUGAAAACGGAAAUGCCCAUGAAUACCUGUUUGUUUGUACAUAGUUUUAUUUGUUGUUUAACAGGCACUUCAUUUGUGAUGUCAAAGUGAAAUGAAACAAAAUCUUGUUUUAUAUUAAUUGUAUAAUUUUAUUUCAGGUUUUUUUUUUCUUAAAAAGGAUUAUACAUCAGGUUUGUACUUGCUAUGGCACUGUUUCUGUAUUAAUUUUAAAAAGCACUUUUCUGUUUUAAUUGUGAUGUCUAAAGUAUGUGCUGAGCUUUUGUUGGUGUUGAGCUAAAUGUGAUGUUUUCACAGAAAGUUUGUUUAUUCAGGCUUUUCUCAGCACAAUAAAAAAAAUCAAAUACCUUA